GUUUCCAUCUGAGUAUAUAUACUCAGCCGACUCCAUGUAAGUGAAGAAAGAGAUUUCGUCCCAUUCAGAAUUUAGUUAGUUCAAAAUUUCGAGUUUAUCUGACCUUAAAUUAGUUCCGCUUUGCUUUAAUUUAUUUUCCUCUGCACUGUCCACCUCUCUUCCCAUUCCUCUCAAGCUCCUAAAACCAGACCACUUUGGUCGAAUUAUUUAUAACCAGGAGCUUAGUAAUGGCUAAUCGAAACCGCCGCUCACUCAGGCUCACUGUGCUGGGCUCAAUAGCUCUGCUCUUGCUAAUUGUUGGGCCUGAAUUGAUGGGCUCCUCUCGACUGCCGACCACUCUAGUCGCCCCAGCCCAGUCGGGCGUGUGCGCCUCUGUCGUUUCACCGUACGGUUACGAAUGCCAGGAGUACGAGGCGACGACUAAAGAUGGGUACAUUUUGAGCGUCCAACGGAUUCCGGCAGGCCGAGACGGAAAAAGUGGCGACGGCGGUGGCGGGCCGGUCUUGUUACAACACGGCGUUCUUGUGGAUGGUACAACAUGGCUAUUGAACGGACCACAACAAUCACUUGCAUUUAUCUUGGCAGAUGCUGGGUUUGAUGUGUGGAUUUCUAACUUGAGGGGAACCACACACAGUCGUAGACAUGUUACCCUUUAUGCUAAUAGUGACCGAAAGUAUUGGGAGUGGACGUGGGAUGAUUUGGUGGAACAAGACUUGCCUACUAUUGUAAAUCUCGUGUUUGAUACAACUGGUCAAAAAGUUCAUUAUAUAGGGCAUUCAAUGGGGACGUUAAUAGCCUUAGCAUCCUUGUCGGAAGGGAAGAUGGUAGACAUGGUCAAGUCCGCAACCUUGCUAAGCCCAAUUGCCUACUUAAGUCAUAUGGCCACUGCAAUUGCUUUUUUUGCUGCCAACUCUUUCAUCGGUGAGAUCAUUGGAGCCUUUGGUUUUGCUGAGUUUAAUCCUAAGGACAAGUUUGUGACCGAAAUUCUGAGGGCUAAGUGCUUUCGAGCACCAGAUGGGAUAAACUGCAAUGACUUGAUGACUAUAUUUACAGGAAAAAAUUGCUGUCUAAAUAACUCUAAUUUUGAGCUCUUCUUGGAAUAUGAACCACAACCAACAUCGACUAAGAACCUUGUGCAUAUGGCCCAGACUGUUCGCAGUAGAAUCCUAGCGAAAUACGACUAUGCGCUGAAGAAUAAUGAACACUAUGGACAACCUCGACCUCCCAUAUACAACCUCACCAACAUUCCUCUUGACAUCCCCAUCUUCAUAAGCUAUGGAGGUCAAGAUGCUUUAUCAGACGUUAAAGAUGUGCAAAAUCUACUCGAUUAUCUCAAGUCCCAUAAUAAUUUUAAAAUGCAUGUUCUGUACAUCAAGGAAUAUGCUCAUGCUGACUUUAUUAUGGGGAUAACUGCAAAGGACUUGGUGUAUAACAAAAUCGUUGACUUCUUCACAAACUUAGAUUGAGUUUUUUGGACUUUAGUUGCAAAGAAGUGAAAAAGUGGUUGUGUAAUUAUAUUGUGCAAUCUAAGUGGUCGUACUUUAUAUAUCAGUUUUACAAGUUUGUUAACUGCUGUGCAACUCUUGAUGUUUAUUUGCUUUGUGUUUUCUCUUGUUCAUCUUUUUUCCGGAUCACUUCUAUGCUGGCCAAUUUACCAAAUUGAUAAAACUAAAAAGUGCGUUUGAAAAUUUGAUAAAAAUAAAAGCUCCAAUGAGAUACACUACUAGAAAACAGGUCUAUUGUGACAUUAAAUAAGUGUCAUAGAAAGUUUUACUCACACUAGAAAAGUGUCAUAGAAGGUCGGGAAUUUUGAUACUAAAUUUAGUGUCGUCGGUAAAAUGUCACUAAUUUGAGACACUGAUGUAUCAUAACAUUUUAUGAUAACAUAACAUCACUUUACAUUUUGACACGUUAGUAUCAAUUAAAUUUAUGAUACAUUGGUAUCACAUAAUGUUGAUUAUAUAUAAAUGUUAUAUAUAUAGGGUGCGGUUCUAGUGAGAACGAUGCUUAACGUAAGAACAAAUCCUAACCAAUCAUCUUAUUAAAUGACCGGCUAUUACGUAAUU
This is a messenger RNA of Cuscuta europaea, 2066 nucleotides long. Lineage: Eukaryota; Viridiplantae; Streptophyta; Magnoliopsida; Solanales; Convolvulaceae. The record is from the annotation of a GenBank genome assembly.